AUGGUCAAAGGCCAGAAAUCGUCGGCCAGUUCUGGCACACGCAAAAAGGUUGCACGCAAACAGGCCACAAAGUCUCAACCUGCAGACGCGCAUCCACCACCCGCCCAGCCCAAGGAGAAGAAACCCAAGGGCAAGCAGGCAAAGGCACUCGCAAAGGCUGAGCCCAAGAAGAAGGUCUAUGUUCCUCCUCCAAAACCCGUCAAGCCCCAGCCAGAUCCGCUCGAUGCCCACGGCAUUGCCCACCAGCUACCCCCUGAGCUCGUCGUUGUCCUCAGGGCACUGGGCAAGAAGGAUCCGGUCACAAAGGCCAAGGCCCUUGAUGAGCUCAACGCAAGGUGGAUUGACCAGGCAGCGAAGGAGACUGCUGGGGAUAACGGCGAGGGCGAGGUUGCGUAUGCGCUCGUAGCGAUGAUGCCUGUCUGGUUCCACCGCCUUCCAGUCCUCUUCACCCACCCCGCCCGGCGCAUCCGCCUCCUCGCAGCCUCAGUCCACGCUGCCCUGCUCUCGUGCUCGCCCGCCGUGCGCACCGCCGCCUUCGCGCACCUCGCCGACUCCGCAGACCCGGCCAGCACCGAAGCAUCGCUCGGCACAUGGCUCCUGCUCGCGCACGAUCUCGACCGCGUCGUCGUCACACAGGCCGAGCGGUCCUGGCGCGCGUUCGUCUCCUAUGCGCCUCCAUCUGAUCCUCAACACGCGUCCUCUUCAAAGCUGCAAAUAACCCCUGAUACCUUACGGAGCAUCACAGCGUUCACCGAACGCGUUCUCCUGGACCCUCUAUCUGUACACGCCGCGCUCAACCCAGCACCACUAGAGGCGCUACCGCCACCACCUGCUGCACGCGGAGGAAAGGGAGGCAAAGGCGCAACACGCCCGCCGCCGCCGCAGGCGUCCAGAUCGAAGGAAACCGUCGACAGGCCAAAAGCAGAGGGCGACGAGGAACAGGACGCGGAUAAGAGCGCGAGACUGCGGUACGCGGCGCUCGGCGCGCUGCGCUGGAUUCUCGACGCACGCAAGGCGCUCGGCCUCCCCCUCUCCGAGCUCUACCCGAUCCUGCGCAACACCGCGCUCUGGAGCGCACUGCACCCCGCCGCCCGCGCGCCGUUUGCGUCUGGCGACGAUGACCGUCACCAGAAGCAGGACGGGUUCGGACUCGGGCAGCCGCAAGUCCGUGUGGCAGCGUGGACGCUCGUGCUCUGUCUUCUCCAACUGCAUGGCGUAAGGUCCUCUGUGUCCAGGUCUGACAACAAACACGAUGCGAAAGAGGAUGGAGACGGAGACGGAGAUAACGUGGAAGGAGUCGAGGAGGCGCAAGCCCCGUCAAGUUCCACGCCAGAGAAAAAGGCAGAGGAGAAGGUAGAAGAAGAGCGCGGUUUGGAGCCGCUGCUGAGCGUCCUGGGCCCGGCGGUGCUCCGUUCUGCGUGGGUCGAGACGGAUCCGGGUGUGCGGAGCGCGAUUACGAGGCCGGUGUUGAUAUUCUUGAAAGAGUAUCCGAACGCGUGGUUGGUCGACGCCGAGGCUGCCGCCGCUGCGGGCGUCUCUCACGACGGUGACAGAGAAGACGAAGAGAAAGGCGAACUUGAAGGAGGAGACGAGGACGAGGACGAGGGCACGGAGGAUGACGGCGACGAGAGUGGUGAGGAGAACGAUGGCGAAGCUCUCGCAGCGACGACCUCCGUGAAACACCCCCUCGCACCAACAAGACGCCAGCUCCCGUCCCCGGCAUACACCGACUUCCUCUCCUACCUCGCCCUCGGCUGCGCCGGCUCCCCAAUCGAAGGGUACCCCUCGGUGCUCAUCGUCCUGUCUACCAUCCCUUCCUCUAUCAUCACCGCCUCCGCCUCCGCCUCCGCUGCACCCACACCCGCGCCUCCACCCCCCGAUACCUCCGCCCCAUCACCACCAUCAUCAUCAUCAUCAUCACCGAAACCAAGCUCAUACGCAGACGCCCUGCACACGCUCUUCGCCGCCUUCUGGGCCGCCAUCGACGGGCGCGCGCUCAGCAUGAGCGCCGCGGACCGAAAGGGCCCCGCGAGAGCGUUUCUGGGCGCGGUGUUGGAGUGUUUGGUGUUCAUGGUGCAGCGCGUGCUGCGUUCCUAUCCUUCGCCUGGUUCUGCCUCUCCUGCUCCUGGUGUUGCCGCAAGCGCGGAGCACGUCGAGACAGAGCAGGGGGAGGCCAGCGUGGCGCCCAAGUCCGAACUCGAACCCGAACCCGAGCCCGAGUUUGUGGACCUACCGCGAUUGGUAGAGGAGCAGUUCGCGCGCGUGUGGGACGCGCUGUUCGAGUCGCGCAGGCUGCGGGUGGACGCUGUUGACGCGGGGACGCUCGUGCGCGGGGCGCUGGGCGCGUUCGAGAGGCUCGAUGCCGCCGCCGCCGAUCCCUCCAAGCUGCCGUCGGGAGAGAAGACGAGAUCGCUAUUCGACGCCGCGUUUGCGCCCCUUGCGCGCGGUGCGCAGGCGCAGACGCCCGGGGCGAGGGAGCUCGCGCCGGCGUUUUUGCGCGUGCUGAUGCUGCGUGCCGAGGGCUCGUCGUCUUCGGAUGGGGAGUCGAGAACGCACGGCGCGGUGCGUGCGCUGGUUGCGGAGGCUGUGGGUGCGUGUUUGGGCGCGUGCGAGGAUGUUCUUGCGCGUGAGCGGCAGGGAGACGUGGACGAAAAAGAGAGGGAGAAGGAGGUCGCAGAGAAGGUGGGCGCGCUCGCGCGCUGGCUGGAUGCGUUUGGCGCGGGCUUGUUUGAGCAUGGGGAGUUUUUCGUGCGCGCAGACGACCUCGCAAUCACCCACGCCCCGCUCCUCCUCUCCACCUGCCCCCGUUUCGCGCUCGCGUAUCUCUCCCUCCGGGGCACCUCGGACCGUGCCCGCGGGCUCGAGAUGUGGCACGCGCUCCUCGCCGGCGUGGCCGUUGCGGAUAAUCCGGGUGUGCAGAGGAAGCAGCUGGAGAUGCUGCUCGACGCGGACGAGAACGGCGGUGUUCCGGCGUACGUCGCGCCUGAUCCUGAAGAGGAUGGGCUGGAUAGGGUGGUCGAGGGGAUGCUGGACCGGUGUAUCAGCGGUGGCGGUGGGGGCGAAGGAAUUCGGGCGGGAGACAGGGCGGUGGUGAGGAGGGUGUUGGCGAGGCCUGCGCACUUCCUUUCUGCCCGCGGCACCGACAUGCUCACGCACGUUCUCGCGUCUGCGCUCGCCGCGCAGGUCGAGAGCGCGCUGUACGAGCCCGAAUUUACGCCCGCGAACCUGGACGUACUGCUCGACUUUGUCUCCGUCGUGCUCGCCCGCCGGCCGCCUUCGGCGCAGGCGCCGUCAGCCGCGGCAGCAGACAGUGAUAACGACGCAGGGACGGCGGAGACGCUCCUCCCUGCCGUGUUUAUCUGCGCGUACCUUCUCCCGCGCGCGUUCCCUGCGCUCGCGGGCGACGUGGAGGUUGCGAAGGCGGUGUGGACCGCGUGGGUUGCCAGCGAGGGUGUACGAGGUGAUGUUACGGAGGCGGUGGUGGGUAUUGUGAAGGGUAAGCUUGCGAAUGUGGUGAUGGACUGUGAGGCCAGGGCGAGACCGGAAGACGUCCUCGCCCUCGCCGCGUCCCGCCCACCUGGCCUCGCACUCGACGUGCUCGAUGACCUCUUUCCGUCGCGCUCUGAGCUGGAGGGUAUGCUAGCUUCCCUACCUGCACACGCGGCAGACCCGAGCAUCGCGCUCCUCGAGCCUGCGAUUCUCCCACCUGGACCAUACUCUGAGUCCGGUGAGCCUCCCUCGCCUACGCAGGGGGCGUCGGUGGACAACCGGGGCUACGGCCCCUACGCGCGCGUUGUGUCCGCGCUGCUCACGCACGCACUGGACGACCGCAGGCGGAUCGCGAACGAGGAGACGUGGGUGCUCCCGCACGCGCUGAGGCUCAGCGUGCUCGUGCAGGACUUCAUCCGUGUCCCAGGCGCCGGAGGCGGAACCGUGUUCGGGCCGGAGGCGCUAUACAGCGAUGUGGAGCUGCUGGUUGCGCGUGCGCAGACGCUCGCUACGUAUGUGUUUGCUAUGGCUGCUUCUGCGGAUUCAGACGAGGGCGAUGGGGUGAGACAUGUGCUUAUUACGAAGGCGUGUCUUCCCCCGGCCGCUGGUGCCAGCGCUUCGAAAGGUGCUAGCGCAAGCGCAACACUGAGCGCUGUGGAGCAAAUGCUCGUCGACGUGGUCGAAUGCGCGAAAGCCAAAGAUGAAGUAAGGGAAUCGAGGGUGCUCUAUGCGCUCUUGCAGCACCUGUUUGCGGAUGCGGACACGAGCGAUGCGGAGCAUUGGUUGUUGCUGGCGAGGAGACUCGAGAAGACAGCACCUCAAACGGCGCUGACCAUCGUCGCCGCGCUCACUACGCACGCACCCGAGCCUGCACGGCUCGACCGAUACCGCAACGAACUUGCCGCGGACGCACUGGGCAUCAAGCCCGCGCAGGCGGCCACGAGCGGGCUGCUGCUCCUCCGCCGGCUAGUCGCGACGGCUCCAGAUCCAGAGAGCGACGUCGUAUUUUUGCCGCAACAACGCGCUGUGAACCUGAUGCGUGUGUGUCAGGCGUGGAUCGCUGGCGCUGGCGAUGAUGACGACGAGGAAGAGGACGAGGACGAGGAUGAAGGGGGGUUGGAGGGCGUGGAAAGUGUGAUGACGCUGCUGUUCUACCACCUCGCGCCGAUCGUGCAGAAUGUGGCUGGCGCACAUUGGGAUCUCGUGUGGGAUGUUGUUGAGAAUAACCUUGAGAAUUGCUCCUUUGACGAUGAUGCAACGCUCACGACGCUGGGACGCUCGCUGCGAUUGAUCAUCCUGAUCGAGGACCUCGUCAAGACGAACAAGUCGCUUAAGGCGGUAUGGGCGGAACGACGGUCGGCUAUCCUGUCGCUCGUCAAAGACCUAGUCUCUGCGAAGUCCUCGAACGGAAGCAACAAUGCAGGCGUCUCGGCGCCGCGCUCGCUGUGCCGCGAGUUGGCUGUAUCGAUCGUGCAAGACAUGCCGAGCGAGCUCGUCAACGAGAACACGCUCUCAGAGAUGUGUCACUUCCUCUCGGACCCGUCCGCUGAGGUGCAGAAGAUGAGCUACCGCCUCCUGCACGAGGCCACGCGGAAGCGCACAGAGCAUCUCGUCGUCGAGGCGGCCGUCGACACCGAGAACAAGGUCAAGAUAGGGCUCCCCGACGAGCUCGUCGUGAUCCUGCAUCAGACGCUGGACCUCGGCGACGUCGAGCAGGAUGCGUCUGAGAGUGCAGGGAUACAGACGCACAGGUUUGAUGUGUUUGGGCAUAUGCUUGGGUGGAUGGUCGCGUUUGAUUUGUUUGAAGGAGCAUCGCUGAAGGUUAGAACAGGAUACGUCCAGCAUCUGCGAAGCCUCGGAGUCGUGGGCAAGAACUUCAUCCCGCACAUCUUCGAGGUUCUGAACCUGUUCGAUGGACGGCGAAAGCCGUUCAAACUGUCCAUAUGGGAGGUGGACGGGUAUCACCUCGACUAUUACGACCCCGACGACUUCCUCUCGAUCCGACUCUUCGCCGCGCACCUGUAUCACCGUGCACUACUCACGAUCCCCGUACUCGUGCGCUCCUGGAUCUCAGACUGCACCGACAAACAGCUACUCUCACGUGUACUCGACUUUACCUCGUCCUUCUUCUCCCCAGGCAUCAUCCGCGCCGAGCUCGCCCUCGUCCGCCAGGCACUCAUCAGCGCCGGCGGAGACAGCGACGGGACGGCGCUCGACGACGGCGAGAACGUGGCGAUCCGGGUGUCGAACGUGGCGGGCGAGGCGACGGCGAGCUACACGAUCGACGACCAGGUGGUCGAGUUUGCGGUGCGCAUGCCGCAGGACUGGCCGCUGCACCGGCUCACGAUCCGGGACACGAGGAUGCCGGGCGUGAGCGAGGAGCGGUGGAGGGCGUGGGUGCUUGGCGUGCAGCAGACGGUGUGGCAGCAGAAUGGCCAUAUUGUCGACGGCCUGAGCAUGUUUACCAAGAACGUGAAGCUGCACUUCGCUGGCCUCGUCGAAUGCGCGAUCUGCUAUUCGAUCAUAUGCGCCAUCGACGGAAGCAUACCCGCGAAGCCCUGCCGGACGUGCAAGAACCGGUUCCACGCCGCGUGUUUGUACAAGUGGUUCGAGUCGAGUCACGCGUCGAGUUGUCCGCUGUGUCGCUCGGAUAUUCUCUAG
Molecule: messenger RNA, 6150 nt
Organism: Coniophora puteana RWD-64-598 SS2
Lineage: Eukaryota; Fungi; Basidiomycota; Agaricomycetes; Boletales; Coniophoraceae
Exons: 15
Coding region: 1-6150 (2049 amino acids)
Biological process (GO): ribosome-associated ubiquitin-dependent protein catabolic process; rescue of stalled cytosolic ribosome
Cellular component (GO): cytosol; RQC complex
Molecular function (GO): ribosomal large subunit binding; ubiquitin protein ligase activity; zinc ion binding
Source: RefSeq, a predicted model, not a curated record